CUGUUGGCCAAUCAGUACGGCCAGUCCCCAACAGUGAUCACACUCAUUCUUUCUAGCUCUCUCUCUCUCUCGAUCCACAUUUUUGUUGUGGGGGUAAAAAAAAAAGCUCUGUUUUGCUCCUGACUAUUGUAACUUUGUGACAUUUUCAACUGCUGGACUACAUUUUCUCCUCUCUUUUCUCUCGGUCUUAAUGUUCACAGGAGAAAUCUUUCAUGACUGAGUGAGCCCAUUCCGGAAUGCAGUCCAUUCGCCGAUCUUGUAUUCAUCUCUCUGUGUGCCAUCAGCUGCCUUCCUUCUAUCACGCCUGCUUCAUUAAUAUUUCCUGUCGCUUUUGAAGCAACGCCGGCGCUUCUACAUCGUUGGUUCUAACAACAUGGACUGCAUUUUGUAUGUGACAUACAAAUGAAGUUGGCCACCGUGGAGGACAAGGAGGGUUCUUGGAGUUUGUUCUAGUGGGAAAAAAAAAAAUACAAGAAAGGAGUAAACUGUGGUCGAUUUUGCAGAACUUGGAAUUUUCUUCUGUGGAUUUUUAUGGUGUGACUUGGGACUUUAGUUUGAGUCUCCAUCUGGUGACCAAAGCGGGACGUUUUUAACUUGUGGUUGGAACGUUGGAUAAAUUGAUCAGAUAAAGUUACGGAUUCAUAGCUUGUUGGACUUGACUGUGGAUUUGGAGUAUAGGUUAUGUGGGACUGAGGAAGGAAGAUAAUAAGAAGCAGAAAAAGAUACUAUUCCGUGGUGGUGUCGACGACGACGAAGACGGGCAUAGUCAUGGAGCUUCUUUGGACUUUCAUUGUUCCGGUGUUCUUGGAGUUUUUCUUCACGCCGGUCUCUGGGGGAAUCGGAGGGAUGUUUGGGGACUCGUCAAUUUCAUUUAGCUACUCAUGGAGCACAGGUCCAUGGGGUAUAUGCAACGGCAACCAAUGCGGCUUUGCUGGGAGCCAAACUCGCCAUGUGUGGUGCACCCAUCCAGUACUUAACACCCAACCCCCGUCCAAAUGUGAUCAAGUGACCAUGCCAGAGAGCCGAAGAAACUGUUUCAAAGUCUGCGAGGAGCACAGGCACCUCUUUGCGUGGCUCUCGGGCGACUGGGAAAAAUGUGAACGCCUGGACGACUCUGGAAAAUUGACAUGUGGUGAGACGUCCAUCGGAGUCAAGACGAGGGCCGUUAAGUGCAUUGACACUAGUACAGGUUUUCUUAAAGAGGACACAAGAGAGGUUGUGCCUCAGUAUAUCUGUGAGCAGUUUGAGCCCAAACCAUUCACGGAGAUGGAGUGCUUCACGCCCUGCCCACAGGACUGCAUUGUGGGUACUUUUAAACAUUGGAGCGAGUGCACGAGUUCGUGUGGCAACGGCACACAGACACGUACUCGUGAGGUCGUGGUCCCGCCUAUACGCGGGGGGAGGAGCUGUCCCAAUCUCAGCGAGACGAGGAUAUGUAAGAAUAAUCCACCGUGCGUAAGUAGAGAGUUUACGUAUUUUACUAAAGUGGGUACAUGGAUGAAGUGCCAGUCGCCAGCGAGGGCAGCCUCGGGGAACAGCGGAGUGCCUGGGAUUGGUCUGCAGUCAAGGAGUGUUUCGUGUCUGACUGGUAAUGGGCACAAAGUUGAUGAUGGCCUCUGCUACCUCAAUCAAAACACCAUAGUGCCCUCAAAGUUCCAGUCCUGUCUGGUCCCGCGCGACUGCGACACCACUAGCUGGUCAAGCUGGAGCAGCUGCCCAAACCCCUGUCGCCAGGCCAUCAGGGAUGCCGAGGUGGGGACCGUGUACAAGGAGCGUAAACGCAGCAUCACUGUAGCUCCCUUGGGAGGAGGGACGCUCUGUCCGAAGCUGGUUGAACGGCUUCCGUGUCCUGAAGCCGACGAUGAGACAAGACUGGAAUGCCCCAGGUAUGUGUGGCAGUCUACAGAAUGGGGCAGUUGCAGCGUGGACGCCAUGUUGACGCCAUACGAGAGACUACAAUUCGGCAACGAUCAGAAACUCUGCGGCGGGGGCGUGCACCAACGAGACGUCUUCUGCACUAUGUUCAACGAUACGGAUCUAGCACCAGUCGCUUCCUCCCUGUGUAAUCCCAACGCUAAGCCAGAGCCGGUUGGUCAGUGUGGUGUACCAUGCCCAGCUCCCUGCCAGGUCACUCCAUGGAGCCAGUGGAGCGAGUGUGUCUCAGACCAAUGCAGUCCGCAAAGCUCUAAGAAACUCAAAGCAGAGUCUGAAAACCCUAAUCCACUUUCCACCCCGGUUUGGGAUCGAACCCUGGACGACGUCAUCGAAGGUCACAAAAUCAGAGAACGAGAAGUUGCCACCGAAGCGGAGCACGGGGGAGUAGACUGUCCUCACUUGACCGAGUAUGCGCCGUGCGACAUCGCAUUCUGCUUCAAAUGGCACGCAGACGAUCUGGGCGCCUGCGUCCCGGUCGACAGCACGGCGAGAUGCGGGGAAGGCACCCAAGACCUGAAUAUCACCUGCUUGGACGUUAAUCAAAAUACUGUCGAUGAAGAGUUAUGUUUGAGUAUAACGCCCAAGCCUGAGAUGUCUGAAUUGUGUUGGCUGCCGUGUCCCAAUGACUGCGUAGUGGACAACUGGGCUGUGUGGAGUCCCUGCACUCAAGCAUGCGGUAAAGGAGGCAUGGAGACCAGAUAUAGAACCAUCAGAGCAUAUCCUUCUAAUGGAGGCCAUGAAUGCCCUCUCCAACGGCAUCUAAUAGAGACCAGGGCCUGUAACGAACACAGCUGCGCCCAGUUCGCUUGGAGCACGUCAGAAUGGAGCGAAUGUCUAGGUGGUCUUAAACCUGUAGUGUUGGAGGGGGUUGAAGGGAUGUGUUCCAUUGGGCGCCAGACUAGAUCCAUGGUGUGCGUCCGGACCGUGCAAAAUAAGGAGGCACCAGAGAAGAGAUGCAGUGAACAAGGAAAGCCUGACAGUGUACGUGAGUGCCACAUCCCAUGCCCCCAAGACUGCAUUGUUACCGGCUUUGGGGAAUGGACACAAUGCUCACAAACCUGCCAAACUGGUCUUGGAUUUCUGCAUAUACGAAACCGCUUCAUCUUAAAGAGAGACAGGUACGGAGGCGAGACUUGCCCAAAACUUCAAGAGCGGCAGGUGUGCCCAGUCCCAGACUCGUGCUACUCCUAUGACUGGGUACCUGGUCUGUGGGGCGAUUGUCAGUUACCUAUUGGAAGACAGAGGGGCAACUGGGACGCCUGUGGAGACGGGCUACAGACAAGAGAGGUGCAGUGCCAACGUGAAGGUGGAAUGCAAGUGGAUGUUGACCUGUGUCUACGUUACGGACCUCCAAUGAUAGCUGCUUCUCAAUCAUGCCAUAUACUGUGUGAGGGAGAAUGUGAACUUACUGAAUGGUCUCGAUGGACCGAUUGUCCUGAAACAUGUAAAGGCAGAAAGACCCGUAGGAGGCGGCUUGUUGGUCUGAGUCGUCGGUUAUCAGUGUGCACCAAUGAGCAGCUGUACCCACUGGCCGAGACCAGUCCCUGUAGGUGCCAUAACUACAGCUUACAACCCAUGGGGAUCUGGUCCGAUUGCUUCAUGGAACCCUCCCAGUUUAAGGGUCCUCCCAAGCCCGGCAGUCAGAUGGGCGAUUCAGCAGGGGGCGUGUCUGGUGGGUGUGGUCUCGGGGUGCGGUAUAGGGCGGAUAUGUGUAUAGAUGAGGAGGGGAGGAUUGUAGAUGCUGCAAAGUGUGGGAGCGAUACAGAUUUUACGGUUGAGAUGUGUGAGAUACCCUGCCCAGAGGAUUGUCAGCUCGGCCCUUGGUCCUCGUGGAGUGAAUGUAGUCAGACAUCAGGUAUUGGACAGAUGAUCAGAUGGAGAGAGAUUAUGCAGGAGUCAUCAAGCGUUGGUCGGCCCUGUCCAACCCCAGAGAGGGGCAACAGGAUAUACCAGCGCUUGCCGUGCCGAUCUGAUGCUCAUAGUCGUCUGCUUUGGUUCAAGGGACCGUGGCAAGAAUGUGAGAUUAUACAGGGUAAUGGGAGCUGUGGACAGGGACACCAGCGACGUGAAGUCGGGUGUAAGAUAAGUGGCCCGCCAGGAUCCUAUGCACCGGACAAUAGCUCCAGUCUCUGUGAUCUACAGAUUCGUCCAUCAAUGACCAGGCAGUGCGGCAAGCCAUGCUCUGGAGAAUGUGUGGUCAGUGAUUGGACAGCGUGGUCGAUUUGUCCGCAGGACUGUGACAACCUCCACUAUCACAACCGGACCAGGACGGUUCUCCGUCAGCCUUCGUCCUUAACAGAGGGGGGUGUGACCUGCCCUCCGUCCCUUCAAGUCGAGCCGUGUCAUAUGGGCGUUGACUGCACAGCGCAUAGAUGGAAUGCAACCGACUGGAGCUCGUGUAUAAUGGAGCAAGGAGCUGCUUGCGGGAAGGGGAAGAUGGUUCGCAUACCUCGGUGUCUGCUGAAUGACGGAAGGGAGGUAGACCCAUCAAUCUGUGAAAGGUUGAACCUUCCUAAGCCAGAGUCGUUGGCAGUACCUUGUUCUGUAGAGUGUCCAGAGGAUUGUAUACUGAGUCCGUGGUCAGACUGGGGGAAGUGUACCCAGGCUUGUGGACACAGCGUUGGGCGGACACGCAGUCGGUCUAUCUUGAGAUCAGCCAAUGAGAUUGGAAGGCCAUGCGUUUCAUCGUUGUACCAAUGGAGACCGUGCAAAGCUACUCCUUGCUACCGUUGGGUCACUGGAAACUGGCAACAGUGUCUUCCGAGGGGUGGUGAUUGUGGCAUAGGAUGGCAACAGCGUAAUGUCACAUGUCAACAAGAGGACGGUGUCAUUGUCAGCGAGGAGCUGUGUCAGAAAGGGGCGUACCAGAGCAACAUCAACGUCACCGAAGAAGGGCGGGAACGGCUUGAGAGAGAGCGUGUAUGUACCAUCCCUUGUCCCAGUGAAUGUCAACACACAAUCUGGAGUAGCUGGAGUAAUUGCUAUAUAUCCUGUCUACAAUCAAGACCCAUCGGUAAUGAGGGAAUAGAGGUGAGAUCUCGUGCAGCAUUGGGUCCUGAUGUCGGAUGUCCGUCAGAUGAGAUGGAGUUCAGACCAUGCCAAGGUGAAACUUGUCAUGAGUUUACGUGGCAUACAAGUCCCUGGAAGAAAGGCAAACGAGAAGUUUGGUGUCAAAGGUCAGAUGGUCUUAAUGUAACAGGUCCCUGUACUAGUGACACCAAGCCCAGUAUAUCAGUAGUAUGUCUACCAGAGUGUGACACACAGGUUUCAUUCUGCAGUGAAGACAAUGUGUGUCAGUGCAAGAAAGGAUACUCACCAAAAUUUAGUGAAUCAACAGGUCUCCUGAUCAAGUGCAUAGAUAAAUCAUGGACAAUGCAGCAAGAUGGCGGGGGAGAACAUAGGACACCAGACCAGAGUGUGAGCGCUAAUCAAGGCAAUCAAGCGACUACUACAGAAAAUGAUACCAUCCAGAAAGACGCUGAAAACACGAGAUCUAAAGGAUUCUUUGAAACAAUACCUCCUUGGGGCUAUGCUGUAGUAGGCUGUGUUGGACUUUUGAUCCUAGUUAUUAUCAUUGUUGUAGCUGUCGUUUAUGGCUGUCGUACAGCAAGACGGAAGGAGGAAGAAAAGAGGAAGUACCAACAUGCAGCCGAUUAUUCCCUCUACUGGGACGACAACGCUAAAAAGAAAUACAACGGGGAGGUAGAUCUCUGAUGACACCAUCAAAUCACAAACCAAGGUUUUUUGUAAAUUAUUUUGCUCUUUCUUUCAUUUGUGUACAAACUUUUGUGGUAUUUUUUUAAAUAUAUAUAUAUAUUAAAAAAUCUUGAAAAAAAAGGAAAAAGAAGGACACUGUACUUGAAAGGUUGUAGAAAAAUGCAGUUUAUCCGCAAGCUGGAGUGACACAGUGACAUUUUGAUAAAGGGGUGUACCAACGAGAUCAAACGGUGGACAAAGUUUCCAUUUUCACGUCCAUCAAGUUGUUUUUUUCCAUAUCGAAAAAAACGUCCUGGGUGUUUUUUCACAGCGUGAUCGUUUAAUAGGAUGUAUCUACAUAAUAUAACCACUUGUAACAAAAAAAGGAAAAAAAAACACUCAAUUUGUCCGAUUUCGCCGUUCAGGAUUUUUCUGCACAGAUUCUACACAACCUGUAAAUAUUACUGUACUUUGAACUUUCAUUAUGAAGGUCAAAGGUGAAG
Messenger RNA from Asterias rubens (European starfish), 6134 nucleotides. Its product is annotated as thrombospondin type-1 domain-containing protein 7A-like. Gene Ontology annotation, cellular component: extracellular matrix. Gene Ontology annotation, biological process: cell adhesion. NCBI's taxonomy places the organism in Eukaryota, Metazoa, Echinodermata, Asteroidea, Forcipulatida, Asteriidae. The transcript is spliced from 28 exons. The record is from RefSeq and is a predicted model, not a curated record. Bases 769 to 5649 code for a protein of 1626 amino acids.